Messenger RNA from Mucor velutinosus, 570 nucleotides. RefSeq lists its product as uncharacterized. NCBI's taxonomy places the organism in Eukaryota, Fungi, Mucoromycota, Mucoromycetes, Mucorales, Mucoraceae. The transcript has a single exon. The record is from RefSeq and is a predicted model, not a curated record. The coding region runs from base 1 to 570 and encodes 189 amino acids.
AUGAACGAAGAAUACAAUUUUGACAGUGAGACAGUGCCUGUGAUGAUACAAUCAUACAUGGACUGGGAAGAAACUGCAGCAGUAAAUGCAGCACAAAAAGAAGCUAAGAGGAAGACCAAACCUCACUCGAACGAGCCCUCCCUUGAUGUAGUGAAGAAGGAAAGGGGAUCAUACAUUACCAAGAACGAAGCAAAGGUAGUCAAUUUGAUUAAUUUGUUGCAAGAGUUUGAGAAUAUGUCUAUCAGUGAAGCAGGUAGAAAGGUAGGGCUCUCCAAGUCAACAGCUAUUCGUAAAGUCAAGCAGUGGAAUCAAAUGACAAGCGAAAUAGCUGAAAAAGGGUUCCCUGAUUCUAUCGCAAUCAAAGAAGGAAAGGGACGACCCACAAUACUCAAAGACGAACAUACUACUGUAUUUAUAUUUGAGCUGCUGGCUAAUGAGCUAACAUUGACAGUCGAAGCUGUUACAGACCACCUGUCAAAAGAAUUUAGAGAUAUACAGAUCACCCCCCAGAUCAGUGGAGAAUCACAUAAAGAAGAAGUGCCGCCUAACCUACAAGCGUAUCAUUCCUAG